Messenger RNA from Gossypium arboreum, 1689 nucleotides. Its product is annotated as F-box protein At4g00755-like. NCBI's taxonomy places the organism in Eukaryota, Viridiplantae, Streptophyta, Magnoliopsida, Malvales, Malvaceae. The transcript has 6 exons. The coding region runs from base 215 to 1333 and encodes 372 amino acids. The record is from RefSeq and is a predicted model, not a curated record. Gene Ontology annotation, molecular function: protein binding.
ACUUACAAAUCCCACAUAAAAAAUAGAAACUUUUUUUGUCCCAAAAUAAAAUUAUUUGAAAGGUUGAUUAAAAUAGGGCUUCAAUUCAAUUUUCUGUCCUUUUUAGCUUUUGGCUUUGGAUCUAUCGCUUGCCACCAAUUCUUCUCCAUUUAACUUCACCCUUUACUGAAAUUUAGGAUUUGGUUAUUGCUGAAGCUAUACAAAGGAUCCAAAAAUGGAUUAUUGUGGUGAUUUUAUAGAAUUGCUUGGACCUGAUAUUUCUACGAAGAUUCUCAUGAAUCUGGUUAGCCCUUCUGAUCUCAUUAGGGUUAGCUUGGUUUCUAGUUCUUGGCAUCAAUUUGUGAUUGAAAAUGGUCUUGGUAAACAGCUUUGCCUGAAAUUAUUUCCUGAAAUUUCCGGUAUUGUUCAUACCAUUGAGAUGAACAACUUGAUAGAUACCGUUGGACAUAAACAGGAUGAUUGUGAUGAGUUGGAAUGUCUUAGGAAGAAUCAUAGAAUCUAUACCUUGUUGGCUCGAGCGUUUAACCCUUUCGUAAGAAAAGAUUGUAUAUCGGAUGCCAUUAUUGCAUCGAGCACAGAUAAUUACCCAGAGGAAAGCAUCAAUAAUACUUUGGAGCCAUUUGAUAGAAUAGACACCAGAGCAUCGUAUUGGUCGAGUGAAGGGCAAAACAAUCCUGCCGUCCCCGAGACUUUACUUUAUAAGUUGAUGACCAAGAUGUGUAUCGUUACAGAAAUCCAUGUUCAGCCAUUCCAAGCUUAUUUUCAGUACGGCUUCCCAAUAUACUCGUCUAAGGCUGUCAGAUUUAGAAUGGGUCAUAAAUUGCAGAGCGAAAUGACGGAUAGUUCGACUUCUAGUAAUAAAUGGGCAGAUGACGAGCUCAUUUGGACAUAUACUUCACCAGAAUUUCCAAUGGUUCAGGAAAAUUGCUUACAAAAAUUCAAGCUACCAGAGCCUGUUCUUUGCAUUGGAGGAUAUAUGCAAGUUGAGUUACUCGGUAGAGUUCAGAGACAAGAAAUGGAUGGUUUAUAUUAUAUAUGUAUCUCCCAUGUUCAAGCUGUUGGACGACCGCUUUUUCCAAGGUUUGAUAUAGAGAUGCUUGAUUCAUCAGGGAGGUGUGCUUUGAAGUACUUGCCCGAAACAGGGAAAUGUACACUUUCUUCACAACCACUUACACGGGAAAAUGGUGCAUCUUCUCGUUUUCGUACAUUCACUGCAAGAUUAUUACAGAGAGGCACAAGAGGUUGGGAACAAAUGUUAUUGAAUACAUUACUCCAGGCAAGGGCAGGUCGUGCUAACGAUGCAGAUGAUGAACCACCCCCUGCUUCACCCUAAGAAUUGUUCAUAACAGUUACAGUAUGGUUUCUGUAUUUCUGCUUGCCCUGACAUCAGAUUCUGUUACUGCAAAUAAGAAGAUAGUGAACCUGAAAAAACUGACUGGAAAUCCUGUAUCAGAGUUUUUAUACAUUUUGUUGCUAAAGUGAUGUAGUUGAGCUGUGAUGAGCAAAAUAUGAGCCAUGCAUGAAUCAAAUGGAGGGCAAAUUUAAUGAUCAUUUACUUACAGCCCAGUUCCUGUAUUAAAAAUCAAUCAGAUUGUAUUAUACUUACAUUGGAUAAAUUAAUUUCUGUAUCUCAGCUCAAAAAGCAACAUAAAUUUUCUAUUAAAAUUUUCAUUCAUUCUACUACUAAAA